Molecule: messenger RNA, 2226 nt
Organism: Ogataea haglerorum
Lineage: Eukaryota; Fungi; Ascomycota; Pichiomycetes; Pichiales; Pichiaceae
Exons: 1
Coding region: 1-2226 (741 amino acids)
Biological process (GO): fructose metabolic process; fructose 2,6-bisphosphate metabolic process
Cellular component (GO): cytosol
Molecular function (GO): 6-phosphofructo-2-kinase activity; ATP binding
Source: RefSeq, a predicted model, not a curated record
AUGGCGGGCAACAGCUCCUCUACCUCGCCUCCAUAUCUUCCCUCUAAAAAUGACAGAACUUUAUCAAAAGUGGAAGACAGUUUAAAAAAUGAAGCCAAUGAGGGAGAAUCAGCAGUGGUUAGUGAUGAGGAGGAUUAUAACGACUGCAACGCUCGAACGGAUGACACAUGUGGCCCUGAAUUGGAUUUGCUAAACCAAAAACUUCAAAAAUUCAACCUUGCGCAAAGCUCAAGAGUGGGGUCUAACCCGACUAUUGAAUUCAACAAAAGACCAUUAAAUGAUACCCCUAUAGUAAGUGGUACCACGUCACCACGCGUAGGGAUCGCAAUGUCUCCUCUCGAUCUAAGUGAAGAUGAAGAUGAUAUAACAAGCAAAAAUAUACAUAAUAAUACCGUGAAAUGCAGAGCUGAUCGCAAUCAACAUUUGGAGCCCUAUAAUAUGAGCUCUAGCUCAACAAAGGCUGUCAAAACGACCCUUGAUAUUCCUGGCCAGACCAAGUCGAAGUUAUCGCCUGACGGGACGAUUGUCAAUACAAGCGAAAGGGUUGUGGUGGUUAUGAUUGGAUUACCAGCUAGGGGAAAGUCCUAUCUUAGUAACAAGCUGGUCAGAUAUUUGAACUGGCUUCAGAUUAACGCCAAAAUAUUUAAUGUUGGAUCCACACGAAGAGCAAAGGCUGCUAACGUAGGGCCAGAAAAUUCACCCUUACCCGACAAGAAAGCUGGCAAUUUACAUGACGCAAGUUUCUUUUCCCCUGAUAACAAAUCCAACAUUCUUUUGAGAGAGGAGUGGGCUAAAGAGACUUUGGAUAACUUAUUACAUUACCUUUUGGAGGGUGAUGGGUGUGUUGGAGUUUUUGAUGCCACAAAUUCCACUAAGAUGAGACGCAAAACUGUCCUUGAUAUGAUCAUGGAGAAAAGCAAAGGACAGCUUAAAGUUCUCUUUCUAGAGAGUAUUUGUAAUGAUAGGACAAUACUGGAGGACAAUAUACUGCUCAAAUUACAAGGACCUGAUUACCGGAAUAUGGACCCCGAACUCGCCAUCAAAGACUUCCUCGGAAGAUUGAAAAAUUAUGAACUUGCGUAUGAGACCAUUGAUGAAGAAGAAGAACAAAAUAAAAACUUCCAAUAUGUGAAGAUGAUUGAUGUUGGUCGUAAGGUUAUCGCGUGUAAUAUACGGGGAUUUUUGGCAUCACAGAUCAUCUACUAUUUUUUGAAUUUUAAUCUGAGUCCUAGACAAAUAUUCAUCACAAGACACGGGGAAUCGGAGGAUAAUGUCAAAGGAAGAAUCGGUGGGGAUUCCGAUUUAACUCCGAGAGGACAUGCUUUCGCUAAAGCCCUCGCAAAAUUCAUGGAUUUCAAGAAGCGUCAGUUUAGGGAAAACCAAUUAAAGGGGUUCAAUGUGAGAAACGUUAGUCUUGUUUCGGGCUCUCAACUAAAAAAAACUGCACCUGAAGAGCCCUCUUUUUCUGUCUUCACUUCGAUGCUACGUCGUAGCGUACAAACAGCUAAGUAUUUUUCGGAUGACUUCUAUGAUAUCAAGGAAAUGCGUAUGCUAGACGAGCUGGGAAGCGGCAAAUUUGACGGUAUGACAUAUGAAGAAAUUCAGAAACGUUUUCCAGAUGAAUUCAAAUCUAGGUUGGAAAACAAAAUGGCCUACAGAUAUCCUGGUGUUGGUGGUGAAUCAUACUUGGAUGUAAUUGCAAGGCUUAAACCUCUAAUAACCGAGCUCGAAAGGACUACGAAUCAUAUUUUGAUUAUCACACACAGAGUCGUUGCAAGGGUUCUGAUUGCAUACUUUUUGAACUUGAACAAAAAAUCGGUGGGAGACUUGGAUGUGCCUUUGCAUACAAUCUAUAUGUUUGAGCCUAAACCAUUUGGCGUAGACUACCAUAUUUAUGAGUUUGACGAAAAGACAAAUUGGUUCAACGAACUAGAUCCAAAGAGCUUACAAAACAGUAAGAGGAUGAGGCAAGUUGGUAUCUCCUUCAGGGAGCGCGCAUAUUCAGUGGUGCCUACGGCUCCUAGAAGGAAACAGUCACUGCUAUUUUGCGAUGAUAAUAUCAACGAAGGUCCACAGACUGUAGAUUCACAAUCAUCUAUUUCUUCAAGCUCUUCAUCCACCAGCCAGUCAUUUGGUUCAAAGACUAACAAUCGUACAAACAAGACCAUUCUGGACAAUAUUAACUCUGCCAGAGGUUUGGGGCAAGCACCUAGUAAUUGUUCGUAA